Messenger RNA from Lethenteron reissneri (Far Eastern brook lamprey), 5318 nucleotides. RefSeq names its product WD repeat domain phosphoinositide-interacting protein 4-like. Lineage: Eukaryota; Metazoa; Chordata; Hyperoartia; Petromyzontiformes; Petromyzontidae. The record is from RefSeq and is a predicted model, not a curated record. Gene Ontology annotation, molecular function: protein binding.
GUGUGUGUGUCUGAGUAAGUUGAUUGCUGCUGCAGGCUGGGUGGCUGCGGGUAGUGACUGGGAGUUUGUCGUUAGUGGUGGGGAGAGUGCUUGUGGGGGGCUUUGAGUCUCUGAGUGUUUGGUGGUGGUGGUGGGGGGCCCUAUGAGCAGUCGGUGAUCGUAGCGGUGCCCGGGGGCAGUGGCUGUUUGUGAGAGGCAGUGGCCGAGGCUGUGUGCCGUAGCUGAUUGUGCGAGGAGGUGUGGGUGGUGGGGGGGUGGUAGUGGUUGAUUGAGGAGGUAGUCGUGGUGGUGGUGGUGUGGGGGGGGGGUACGAGACGGUGGCUGUGUGUGUUAAGAGCGAUCCCGGGGGGAUGUUCCUCUGGGGAGGGGGCGGCUCUCCCGCCCUCCAGCAGCGAGGCGUGAACAGCGUGAGAUUCAACCAGGAUCACAGUCUCUUCUGCUGCGCAAUGGAGAGCGGAGUCAAGGUUUUCAAUGUGGACCCACUGGCACAGAAAGCACAUAUCGACCAGGAGCAGGUGGGCAGCGUGGGGCUCGCUGAGGUGCUGCGGCGCUCCAACCUCAUCGCCAUCGUCGGAGGCGGCAGCCUGCCACGCUUCGCCGAAAACUCCGUGCUGAUCUGGGACGACGCGCGUGGAGGGACCGCCGAGCAGGACAAACUCGUCCUGGACUUCACCUUCACGCAGCCCGUGCUGGCUGUGCGCAUGCGCCACGACGCAAUAUCGGUUGUGCUCCGGAGAAAGAUCCACGUUUUCUCCUUCCCAGACAAUCCCCGGGAAACCUCACAAUUUGACACAAGGGACAAUCCACUGGGCCUGUGCGAGCUGUCUACGUCACUCGAGCGGAGUCUGCUCGUGUUCCCCGGGCUCAAGAGUGGCUUCCUGCAGAUAGUGGAUAUUUCUGCUCUGAAGGGAGCCCCAAAGCGGCCUGGCCUGGGGCCCAACAAGAGCGGUGUGACGGUGAAAGCCCACGAGAGUGACCUGGCGUGCAUCGCGCUCGACUCCACAGCCAGCAGAGUGGCCACCGCCUCUCACAAGGGAACGUUGAUCCGUAUCUACGACACGACAAACGGCGACAGAACUAUGGAGCUCAGGAGAGGCGCCGACUCGGCUCAACUCUACUGCAUCAACUUCAGCCAGGAUGCGUCCUUCCUGUGCGCGUCCAGCGACAAGGGCACGGUGCACAUCUUCGCGCUGAAGCAGACCAAACUGAACCGUCGCUCCGCGCUAGCACGCGUGGGCCGCAAGGUGAGCCCGGCGCUGGGAGAGUACGCAGAGUCGCAGUGGAGCCUUGCAAGCUUCACCGUGCCUGCCGAGACGGCGUGCGCCUGCGCUUUCGGCAAGGGCAACUCCAUCAUCGCUGUGUGCCUGGACGGGACAUUUCACAAAUACGUCUUCACGCUCGAGGGCAGCUGCAAGAGGGAAGCCUUUGAUGUCUACCUGGACCUGGAGAAUGAUGAUUUCUAACUUCCGACGUUGCCGCUUCCCUGCCCGCCCACCCUCCACCUGGCUUCCCUGAACCGAGCCUUGGAAACGCCUUCACAGGCUGAACUUUCUGGGGAGAAACGACAACGGAAGUCAAGCACUGCACGCGGCGAAAUGAUAUUUUCUAAGAAAUCCGAGCAAGCGGUUUGUAAACGGAAGCCUUUCGUUAGGCGACUGCGUGCUGCUUAUGUUGCCGGCAUGCCCCCAGGGUGGGGGUUGGUUUGCAUGGACGGGUAGAACCUCGUUUGGAGCCUCCAAGUAAAAUUGCUGCAAGGAAUGACCUACUGCAGUGCGAUGACGACGAGGCUGUGACUUAAUUUACAAGAGUGGGGCAGCUGUUUGCCAGUUCUCACGGCCCGAAUUUUAAAGUUGUCUGCAUUUCUCAACGUCUUGAGAUUGCAAGUUGCAUUUAGAUGUUCCGCAAGUCUAAAUUUGGAAUGUAAUUGAAUUGUUAAAGAUAAACAAAUGCUCUCGCCUUACUUGUAGGUGAAUUUGCUAAAUAAGUGCACUCUCCUGUGGUUGAUUAAAUAACAUUAAAAAUAAAAUAUUGUAACCAGCGCUUAAUUCCAGCAGCAACAGUUCCAAUACUUAUUUUGACAUGGCACAUCCACCCUAUGCAGAAGUUACGUGAAUAUCGGGUACAAUUGUAUACGUUUAUAAUAGUUAGGCAUAUGCUGCUCUAGUGGUAGUGCUGUUAUGGCCAUAAUCCCUUUACUCCCAAGCCCAGCCUAGCAGCGUUCCAGAAAGCAGUGAGAAUCGAGCCCCGAUUAUAACGUGUGGCCUGGGUGGGGGGGGGGGCCUCGGGCAAAGAAUGGGACAAUUUUAUUCAACUCGGACAAACGUUGGCUCAAAUUUUUAAAUCACGAGUAGUAGGAAAUUAGAAGCACUCAAUUAUGCAUUAUUUCAAGAUGGAUCGUUUCCAGCAGUCGGGACAUUGAUUUCUGCUGAAAUAUGUGGAUGUAUUUUAUAAAAACAAAAAAAAACAUUACACUUGCAAUGCCAAGGAGAUGGUUGUUCUGGUUCGUCUGCUGAUCUAGGCAGGCUUAGUCAGGGCUGGUGCGUUUUGUCGAUGUUCGUAGCGACGGGUGUUCUCGUCACCAUGGGUAAAGACAAACUACUGGAGUUCUGUAAUGUCGAUACGAAUUAGCAACUACUUUUGAGGUAUGUAAUUUAGAUAUAGGUUACGAACGCUACGCAAAUGCAUAUUUAAUGAAGUGGUAGCAUGUUUGUAACUGGUCGAUGUUUGAGCCUGGCGGCCACCCUGGUUAAAUACUGCGAGUGCGCGAGCCAAAAACACAAAGUGCUGUCCCCGUUUGCUUCCAAGUGGACGUUAAAUAUCCCACGACGUCGUUUUAAAACAAUCUUUGGCCAUCUGUGGCCGGCGGCAUCACUGUCCGAAUACGAAACGUUACUCAAUUUAUGAAAUGAGAAUAGCCAAUAGCAACAUCGCCCACCUCCCCUUUUAGGUUGGUGCUGGUGUUCACAUUGUGCUGCACAGGGGGCAGCUGCCUUCAGCGGGGGCUCGGCUGCCCAUGACAUCUCGCGUAUGACACUGGCCUUGCAGGAAAGGGAUCGUAAAGAGGGGCAUUGCCGGUUACAGCCCAAUAAUUGAGCGCAAUUAAUGCUAGAUUUGAAGCUUUCGUGACUGCAAGGAUUCAUACUUAGUUUUUUCGUAAAAAGUCACGUACGUAAAAAAUUAAAUUAACAUUAAUAAAAAUUUAUUAAUAAAAAUCACGUUUCGGAGGCGCAACACAAGUCUCCGUCAUCAGAUGGGACCGUCACUUGAUGCAGCAAAUUUAGCUGUGACAGUCCCACCUGAUGAUGGAGACUUGUGUUGCCUCCGAAACGUGAUUUUUAUCAUUUUAUUUUUUUAAAUUUCAUUUGUUACCUACGUGACUUUACCGAAAAAACUAAGAGUAUGAGUACGCAAUUAAUGCCUCCGCAGUGUCUUGCAAUAAUUUAAAACCGACCAGCAGACUCGGUUCCCACAAUGCGAGAGCAUGAGAUUGUGCACUAUCGUUAAGAUGUUUUCUUUGUAUAUAUUUGCAUUAGAUAAAAAAAUGUGAUUCCUUAUUCCUCGGGUGUAUUUAAGUUGUAGAUUCGCUCAAAUUAUAUUGGUGGGAAUCACAUGCCGACAACAAGGGUUGCCAUUUGCCACCAAGUUGUGGUGACCUUGCCACAGAAUGCUUGUGCCAGACGAGUUUGCACUUUGAGCCAUGUGAAGUGGCAAAUUCUCUGCUGGCAGGACACAGCACUCGAGGUGUAACAAUGCAUGAAUCAAAUAUCGAUUCUUACGCUCACGAUACAUGCAUCGAACUGCACGUUUUAGAACAAUGUUCCCCCCCCCCCCUAUUUUUACGUUGUACAUAAUACAUUAGGGCGAUUCGAACAGCCUCUGGUGGCUGCGACAUUCACUGGCGAUUAAAAUUGAUUCUUGAAAUCGAAUCCUUACCCUGAAUCUCAACAAGUCAUCGGGUGCGAGAAAUCAUUCUACCACCAACCCAGCUUCCACCAGCGAAGCUUCUGAGAUGCAAUGAGAUCAGGCUGAUUAAAGGUGAAUUUAUCUCCGAUAAAUACCUCCCCAGGAUUAAUUUGAAUUAUGGCAGGGGUAGUACCACUGUGGUGAUAUGUUAACUACCUCACUUGGUAUAUAGGUUGUGGGUUUGAUCCCAACCCUAAUGCCUGUAUAUUUGGAGUUUGCAUGUUCUCCCCGUGGUCGCGUGGAUUUUUCUCUGGUUUUUCUCUCCACAUUUAAAAUCAACGUGCGUUUAGAGUAACUGGCUGCUUUAAAUUUCCACGAGCCACUUUGAGCUAUCAUUCGGAGCCAGGUCAUUGAUGGAGAAAUAGCUGUGGGCCUUACCUAGUUAAAAAAAAAAGUUUGGUUUUAAAUAGUUCAUACAUUUUUCGCCUCUUAAUACAAACUGCACAUGCAUAUUCAUAUAUACAGCAUGGUUGCCAUGAGCCGUGUAAUUUACCACCACCGCCUUGUAGCCUGGUGCCUGCCAGCCCAGGAGCACAGUUACACCGCCCAUGCACUUAACAGCCAAGCCACUGGACGGCCGCUGUUCUUGAUUUGCAAACAAAACGACAAUUGUGCAAAGGGGGUUGGAAGACUCGGGACACGGAGGGCACCCCGUGACUCGGCUUAUACAGCGAGCGUCAGUCCCACCCCUGCGGGAGAGUCGAGUGCCGGAUGGUGUUCCUCGUGCCACGAUCUCAUCGCACGCCAUCGGCCACACAGCAUCACUAUGCAGAUCAAGGCACAUUGUAGCUUCGCUAUCAACAGUUGGGUGCAUGAGUGGGUUGUUUUUGCCAUUCGUAACGGAACGGAUGAAAGGCCUUUUCAUUGUACUCGGAGCAUCGGUUUGUAUUUCUGAAUACGAAGGACUGUGUUGUAGCAAUUUUUUUAAACUCGUCAUCGCUGACAUGUCUGAUACCAUAAAAGGAUCAUACGCCGAUAUGUUUGGCUAUGACUUUAGUACCGAUUUGUUGUAUGGUAAUGGAGUUACAUCACGAGAUUGCUGUAUAGCCACAAGAGAUAGUGGCUUGGGAUGCUAUCUAGCAGUGGAUAGGUCAUGGCUGUUAAGUUGUGUGCUUAUACCCCCGUCAAUACAAUUACCUUUUUUCCCAAUCACAACAUAUGUAAAUGCAUGCUUUCACUCACACAAACAUAAGCACACAAUUUACUGUAUAUUUACCCAAGUGCCAAAACAUUGUACUACAUUUUUAAUGCGUGUAAUUAUUUUGAAAUGGAACAUUCCAAUUGAGUGCACUGAAAAUAUUAUAUCUAUUUCUGUUACGUGUAUGACUGUAUAAAUAAUAAAAAAAUGUGCUGUA